AUGAGCGUCGUCGGCGAUACUCCAUACGACUACAUCGUCAUUGGCGGCGGGAGCGGCGGCAUGGCCUCCGCCCGUCGAGCGGCCACCUACGGCGCCAAAGUUUUGGUCAUCGAGCGCGGCCGCCACUACGACGGCAUGGGCCUCGGCGGCACGUGCGUGAACUUUGGCUGCGUCCCCAAGAAGAUCAUGUUCAACACGGCCGCGCACGUCGAGCACCUGAAUCGCGCCCAGGAUUACAGCAUCCGCACGGCGGAAUUCGCGUUUGGCGAUUUUGAUUGGUCGAAAAUGAAAACCAAACGCGACGCUUACAUUGACCGGUUAACCGGUAUUUACCAGCGGAACCUCGGUAAUGCUCGAGUGGACCACGUCGAAGGGAUCGCCAAGUUUGUAGCCGCGGACAAGGUCCAAGUCGCUGACCGCGUGUUCACGGGCAAGCACGUGUUAGUCGCUCCUGGCGGCGUCCCGUGGAAGCCGGAUCUCCCUGGGAUCAACCACGUGAUUGACAGCGAUGACUUCUUCCGGCUGGAGCAACAGCCGCGGAAAGUCGCGGUGGUCGGGGCUGGCUACAUUGCAGUGGAGAUGGCGGGCAUUUUUCAUGCUUUGAAGAGCGACACGACGCUCUUUUGUCGCCACGACCAGGUGCUGCGUCGGUUUGAACCCAUUGUGCGGGAUUUGGUGAAUGAAGAGAUGGAGAAAGCAGGGGUCACGUUCGUGCGCAACAUGAGCGCGGUUGGAGUCGAGAAACAACCGGACGGCAAGCUGACGCUGGUCGUGAAUGUUCAUCACGAGGAACAAAAGUUCACGGACUUUGACACGAUUCUGUUCGCUGUUGGCCGCAAGCCACGCACGGAGGAUCUUGGUCUGGAAGAUAUUGGGGUCAAGCUUGCCGAAGGUGGAUUUAUUCAAGUGGAUGCCCAGGAGAACACGUCCGUGCCAGGUGUGUACGCUAUCGGCGACGCCACCGUGACGGGCUGGGAACUCACGCCAGUGGCUAUUGCUGCGGGCCGUCGACUGGCCGACCGACUGUUUGGUGGCGAGAAGGACGCGUGCCUUAACUACCACCAGAUCCCGUCGGUGAUCUUUAGCCACCCGCCUAUUGGCACGAUCGGAUACACUGAGCCGGAGGCCGUUGCUAAGUACGGCGAGGAGAAUGUCAAGGUGUACACGAGCAAGUUUGUGAACCUGCUGCACGCGAUGGCGGAUCCGGAGCAUAAGGGCAAGACGGCGAUGAAGCUUGUGACCGUGGGCGAGCAAGAGACUGUUGUUGGUGUACACGUGGUGGGUGAGGGCGCGGAUGAGAUGAUUCAGGGCUUCGGUGUGGCGGUCAAGAUGAACGCUACCAAAGCGGACUUCGACAACAUUGUGGCGAUUCACCCGACGGCUUCCGAGGAGCUCGUUACUAUGGCACCGUGGGGCAUGAUCAAGGACAAGAUCGCGCUACCACCGAAACCGGCGCGCUCCGGACCGACGGUCGGACAGUAG
This is a messenger RNA of Peronospora matthiolae, 1482 nucleotides long. The record is from the annotation of a GenBank genome assembly. NCBI's taxonomy places the organism in Eukaryota, Oomycota, Peronosporomycetes, Peronosporales, Peronosporaceae.